AUGCUUACCUACGGUCUUGAGCCGUGGAUAAUGACUGAAAAGCUUCGAAUCCGGGUACAAGCUGCUGAAAUGGGCUUUUUUAGACGAGUCUCUGGCCUUACGCGUUUCGACAUGAUCUGGAAUAGUGACAUCCAGGCGAGCCCUGGUGUACAGCCUUUGCUUCUCCAGACUGAGAAGUCACAGCUGCGAUGGUUUGUCCAUGUGUUGCGAAUGCCGCCAGAAAGGAAAGCUGAGCAACUCUUUUCUGCGAAAACGACCGGCAGAAGGCGCAGGGGGACGGCGAAGACUGUCCUGGUUCAAAUGGUUGUGCUUACUGGUGUUGGAAAAUAUGAGGAAGAGACCGACUGGUGGAUAGAAGCAGUCAGUGGUUUUUGCGUUCGAGAGAUAAAAGUGAUAAAAGUAAAGCUGAGUGUGAAGAUUACGCUGUCAGAUUUCAAGUCGAUCUUCAUGUCCAUGCAUACCUACGAUCAUGAGUUUUGGACCAUGACUGAAAUGCUUCGAACCCUUGUGCAAGCUGCUGAAAUGGGCCUUCUUAGACGAGUCGCUGGCCUUACGCUUCUCGACAUGGACCAGAAUGCAGAUAUCCGCGAGAGCCUUGGUGUAAAGCCGCUGCUUUUUCAGAUUGAGAAGUCACAGCUGCGAUGGUUUGUCCAUGUGUUGCGAAUGCCUUCAGAAAAGAAGGCAAAGCAACUGUUUCUUGCAAAUCCGAUCGAGAGAAUGUUCAGGGGACGGCCAAGAUUAAUCUGGUGCAAAUAUAUGGAAGGAGCCUGUUCCAGACUCCAGUUGUCUUCUGCCGAAGCUCAGACUCUGGCAGAGGAUCGGGAACGUGGAAGCACUGUUUGA
Soboliphyme baturini is the source of this 843-nucleotide messenger RNA. The record is from the annotation of a GenBank genome assembly. NCBI's taxonomy places the organism in Eukaryota, Metazoa, Nematoda, Enoplea, Dioctophymatida, Soboliphymatidae.